Molecule: messenger RNA, 1248 nt
Organism: Pieris macdunnoughi
Lineage: Eukaryota; Metazoa; Arthropoda; Insecta; Lepidoptera; Pieridae
Source: the annotation of a GenBank genome assembly
AUGCCACCUAAAGGUAAAAAAGGCAAGAAGGGACCACCAGAAUCAGGAUGGAUGCCUGGUUUUGGUACCAAAGCCACAAUGAGUACCUACUUCCAAUACCCAACCCCCGAAAUCCAGGAGGAGCUGAAGAAGAUAGCGCAGGCUAUUGUGGCUCCUGGCAAGGGUAUUCUUGCUGCUGAUGAAUCUACUGGAACCAUGGGCAAGCGUCUCCAAGACAUUGGAGUGGAGAACACUGAAGAGAACCGUCGUAAAUACCGUCAGCUUCUCUUCAGCACUGACCCAGCCCUCUCUGAGAACAUCUCUGGAGUGAUCCUUUUCCACGAGACCCUCUACCAGAAGGCCGAUGAUGGCACACCAUUGGUCCAACUGCUGGAAAAGCGCGGAAUCAUCCCCGGAAUCAAGGUCGACAAAGGUGUCGUGCCACUUUUCGGAUCUGAAGAUGAGUGCACCACCCAAGGUUUGGAUGAUUUGGCCCAACGUUGCGCUCAAUACAAGAAGGACGGAUGUCACUUCGCCAAGUGGCGUUGCGUACUGAAGAUCGCGCGUAACUCACCAUCCUACCAGGCUAUCAUGGAGAAUGCGAAUGUCCUCGCACGUUACGCUUCUAUCUGUCAAAGCCAGCGUAUCGUUCCUAUCGUGGAGCCAGAGGUGUUACCCGAUGGUGAACAUGACUUGGACCGUGCCCAGAAAGUAACAGAAGUGGUGCUGGCUGCUGUGUACAAGGCUCUUAGCGACCACCAUGUCUUCCUUGAGGGAACACUCCUUAAGCCUAACAUGGUGACCGCUGGACAGAGCUGCAAGAAGCAGUACACUCCAAUGGACAUUGGCCGUGCCACUGUUACUGCUCUACUCAGAACUGUGCCUGCUGCUGUUCCCGGAAUCACAUUCCUCUCUGGUGGCCAGUCUGAAGAAGAGGCGUCCGUGAACUUGAACGCUAUCAACACCGUCGACCUGAAACGCCCAUGGGCCUUAACCUUCAGCUACGGUCGUGCCCUUCAGGCCUCAGUGCUCCGCGCAUGGGCGGGCAAGCCUGAGAACCUACUAGCCGGACAACAGGAAUUGUUGAAGAGAGCUAAGGCCAACGGUCUUGCAGUUAGAGGACAAUAUGUCGCCGGAUCGAUUCCUUCCCUAGCCGCCUCAAAAUCUAACUUUGGUAACGGUCAAGCUUCACAGGGCAAAUACGUCGCUGGAUCCGUCACAGGUGUGGGCGCCGAGGCUGGUCUUUUCGUAGCAAACCAUGCUUACUAA